This is a messenger RNA of Aspergillus clavatus NRRL 1, 627 nucleotides long. Its product is annotated as CFEM domain-containing protein. Bases 1 to 627 code for a protein of 208 amino acids. The record is from RefSeq and is a predicted model, not a curated record. Lineage: Eukaryota; Fungi; Ascomycota; Eurotiomycetes; Eurotiales; Aspergillaceae. The transcript has 3 exons.
AUGAAGGUCUUUCUCGUUCUUUUGGCCGGCGUGAGCAUGGCUGCCGCCCAAGGCCUCGCCUCGCUGCCUGAUUGUGCUCGAGACUGUGUUACUGGAUCCAUCCCCGCCUCCUGCAACGCGAUCGAUGUCAAAUGCAUCUGCUCCAACAAGUCUUUCAUCGAGGGUAUUUCCUGCUGUAUUGCCGAUAAAUGUUCUCAAGAGCAGCAACAAAGUGGGUCCCCUAAUUACUUUGUAUCAUCUUCUGUCAUCCAGUUCGCCAACCAGCUCUGCAGUGGCCAGGGUGUGACCGACCUGCCUCAGAGUGCCGCUUGCGCUACUGGAAGUCAAUCCAAGACUGACACCUCUUCGGCCACGACUACUGGCAACUCCAACACCACUGCUACCGAGACUGCAUCGACUGCUUCGACUGCAUCGACUGCUUCGACUGCUUCGACUGCUUCUACUGCCACUCACACCGCUGCUGGAGCUGGCGGUAGCAGCAGCAGUGGUACUACCAGCAAGGGUUCUGCAACUGCUUCUGCUAGCUCUGCGGCAACCAGCACUGGCGCUGCAGCCAUUACUCACAAGGAUACUAGUCUCAUUGCGGCGGCUGGAGCUGCGGCGGCGGCUUUUGCCUUGCUCGCAUAG